AUGAAACCGAACACCUCCAAAAAAGCCGGCGCAGCGCAAACCCCCUCCUCGAAGCCCAACUCCGAAUACCAAGAAAUAAAAGCAAAAUUCGCCAAACUUCUUGCUGAAGAGGAAGCAAAACGUGCUACGGAGGCCAAGAAGGGUAUUCAGUCUGCUAAAAGGCCCGUUGCGAGCCAGCCGGAGCUAGCGAAGGACACGAAGGAACAGGAUGCAAAGCGGAAUAAGGAGAAGGAGAGCAGGUUCAAGAUUCAACAUAUAGGGGACGAAGCCGAUGCCAUUGCGCCAAUAAACCUAGGCAUCGAUGCUCCCAAGGACGGCGCCGGGAAAGGAUGCUGGCACCCAAAGACAUUCGAUAAAGCCGUGGUCAUAAUCAUCGACGCCCUCCGUUACGAUUUUACAGUUCCUUUCCAGGCGACGAACGACGGUCAGACGCCGCGUUUAUUUCACAAUAAUAUCCCCGUCUUCUACGAGACAGCUGUCAAGUCGCCGAAUGAUGCGUUUCUACUGCCGUUCAUUGCGGACCCGCCUACGACUACCCUACAACGCCUUAAGGGUCUGACAACAGGUACUUUGCCGACAUUUAUUGAUGCUGGGUCGAACUUUGCGGGAACCGCUAUUGACGAGGAUAACAUCAUUGCGCAGUUAAAGUCUGCUGGGAAACGCGUUGUGCACUUGGGAGACGAUACCUGGCAUGCUCUAUUCCCAGGAUAUUUCGAGGAAGAGCUUACCCAUGCAUACGAUUCGUUCAAUGUAUGGGAUCUGUUCACUGUCGAUAACGGGGUGACAGAUCAUAUCUUCCCCUUGUUACAUGCAGAUAACUCUACGAAAUGGGAUGUGUUGAUCGGCCAUUAUCUCGGCGUGGAUCACGCAGGACAUAGAUAUGGGCCAGACCAUCCUGCCAUGGCUGACAAGUUAGCUGAGAUGGACACGCUUAUUCGUAAAAUGAUAGAUGCAAUCGACGACAAGACGGUACUGGUUGUGAUGGGUGAUCAUGGAAUGGAUCCUAAGGGUGACCACGGAGGCGAAUCUGAUGAUGAAAUCGAAGCUGCGCUAUGGAUGUAUUCAAAAAAGGGCGUCUUUGGUCGUGUCGCCGCCGAUAACCUACUACCUCCCCAGACAGCAAAGGAACGUCCCAUCCCGCAAAUAGAUCUAGUUCCAACUCUCUCCUUGCUCCUCGGGCUACCAAUCCCAUUUAAUAACCUUGGGUCUCCUAUCGAGGAGGCAUUCGCUGGAAAAACAGGCCAGGAUUUCCGCAACCUUGCAACGGUAAAUAGGCUCGCCUCUGCCCAAAUCAAACGAUAUCAACAUGAAUACGCGAAGGCUCGCGGGAACGAGGCUGUCCAGACAUCAGCUCCCCUCUCACAAUGGACGCGCGCUGAACACAGCUGGGCUGAUAUCCAUGCCAACGGACAGAAUAGGAAAGGUCAGUAUCAGACUGCCUACGAGGUAUACCGCAGGUAUCAGCGCCUUACACUGUCCGUAUGUAAGGGCCUGUGGGCUAAGUUCGAUGUCCCCAGCAUGGCCCAGGGGAUUGCUAUACUCUUUGCCGGUGUGACAUUCUUACACUAUUACGCUCGUUCGAUCCGUGGUAAUCGAACAGAUAUCACAUAUUUACUAUUGCAAAGGAUCGGAUACGGCUCCCUAGCUGGCACUGCUGGCGGUGCGAUGCUACAUGUUGGGCUCGGACUGGAUAAACCUCUUCUUGAAAGUAUAGUACUUUGGUGUGUGUUGGGCGGUAUGGUCGCCACCGUUUCGAUUGUAUUGAACAGCAAGCUCAGGGUCGGAAGCAUUUGCCCUGACUCUUUAUGGGGGUGGUUGAUGUUUAUUUUUACGAUUGCGCAGUCCAUUGGGUUUGCGUCCAAUUCUUAUACUAUCUGGGAGGACCAGAUACUUCUCUUUUUCCUAACGACUUUUGGCGUACUGGCAGCUUUCUCCUCGUUGAGGCAAAAGGUCAGUGAAGAUAAGGUCCUUGGGUUUUACCAUUCUAUUGUCUUCAUUUUACUCGGAAGGCUUGCGUCAAUGUCUCGGCUUUGCAGAGAGGAGCAAAUGCCUUACUGCCAAUCAACAUAUUACGCAUCCAACAAUUCGUCGACAUCCUCUCCCUUGCAACUCUUAAUUCCUUUCUUCCUAUCACUCCUCCUCCCAGCCAUAAUUCGAUCAUACUAUCAAGGAACAAAGUCGUACGAAGGAUCAGCUAUCUUCUGGAUCGGCUUCGCAUUUCGAAUGGGUCUACUGGUCGUCGCAAUCUACUGGACGCUUGAUGCAGCGGAUGACGGCGACUGGUUUUCCAUUCAGAAGGAGCACUUGAAAUCAGCACGCAUGAUCCUGGCUCAGGUUGUACUCGCGAUUGCAUUUGCCGCUGGGACAACGACGUUUGCAUGGGCCAAGCCAUGUGUUAGCAUUGGUGUUACCCCCAAGGGCCCUCAAUCGGGUGAAGCAAAAACUUCCGUCACGAUCCUUGGCUACGCAAACAUUUACGGCACGCGCUACUUCCUGCUCCUAGUCAAUUUUACGCUCGCUAUAAUCCUGCUGCAGAAGCCAAUGGGCGGGGGCGCCGUUGGCCUCCAAAUCUGGCAAAUCCUCUCGCUCAUGGAGAUUCUAGACACAAACAAACUUACUACUACCAACUCCGCGACGGGACCUGUCAUUCUCGCAUUACUCGGCUCAUUCCACUAUUUCACAACAGGCCACCAAGCUACUCUUAGCAGCAUUCAGUGGGAAACCGCAUUCAUCCCUCUCAAGACCGUCCAAUACCCAUGGUCCCCUAUCCUUGUGACUUUGAAUACAUUUGGACCCCAAAUCUUAUCCGCCCUUGCUGUCCCACUCACAGUGCUCUGGAAACGGCCGAUAGAAUCGCGUGCAACCUCCAAACUACCAUCCAAUGCCUCAACCUCUUCAUCCCCAACGCCUGCGCAGGGCGAUCCACAAAAGGCCCCUCUGCAGUCAUCUCCCACGAACAAACUUUUGAGUGAUGUUGCACAGGCAUCAGCAACUCACAUGCUGUACUAUGCAACCAUCAGCUUAGCCACAACAAUGUGGGCUGGUUGGCUUAGGAGACAUCUUAUGCUGUAUCGCAUAUUCUGUCCGCGCUUCAUGAUGGGCGCUGUAGUCUUGGCCGUGGUCGACAUUGCAGUUACAUUCCUCGCAGUUGGCGGUGUACGAUGGAGCACAAUUAGCGUAGGAGAAAUCUUUGGAUGGGCAUAA
Molecule: messenger RNA, 3204 nt
Organism: Arthroderma uncinatum
Lineage: Eukaryota; Fungi; Ascomycota; Eurotiomycetes; Onygenales; Arthrodermataceae
Product: phosphoethanolamine transferase class O
Exons: 2
Coding region: 1-3204 (1067 amino acids)
Biological process (GO): GPI anchor biosynthetic process
Cellular component (GO): endoplasmic reticulum membrane
Molecular function (GO): mannose-ethanolamine phosphotransferase activity
Source: RefSeq, a predicted model, not a curated record